Messenger RNA from Rhipicephalus sanguineus (brown dog tick), 341 nucleotides. RefSeq lists its product as uncharacterized. Lineage: Eukaryota; Metazoa; Arthropoda; Arachnida; Ixodida; Ixodidae. The record is from RefSeq and is a predicted model, not a curated record. The coding region runs from base 16 to 339 and encodes 107 amino acids. The transcript is spliced from 2 exons.
AGUGCCAGCAACGCAAUGAGUCCGACCCUGCAGCUGCUGUGGGCCACCGCCAUUAUCUGGUGCCUGACGACGCCCUGCCACUCAGGCAUCAUCCUGACGGGGGUAGCGCCGGGCUACGAACCAGAAGAGCCCAGCUUCAUGUACACAAACUUCGGCGUCGUGUACGGCACACGCGAGCUGCAGAAGCAGUACCAGUUCAACUCGGCCACUGACGAGAUCAACCAUCACCACACCGACAUCGUCGGCACGCGGGGUCGCAUCCGCGAGAACGUCACUCCGUACCAGGGGGACGCCAACCGCACACCCACACAUUCCGUCGAGCACAACCGGCAGAAGUGAGC